CGGUGCCGCCGCCGCGCGCCGGAGAGCCCACACGCGACAAGCGACCGGCAAUCAUCACCGUCGUGGACAAGAUGGUGCAGGGCCGCGAGCGCAAGCAUCUGGUGCGUGUGCGCUACGAGGGCCGGCUGCGCUGGUUCCAGUGUCUGUUCUGCGCCAAGGAGUUCCGCAAGCCGUACGACUUGGUGCGCCACCUGCGCAUCCACACCAAGGACAAGCCGUUCCGGUGUCCGCAGUGCUUCCGCCAGUUCACUGUCCGCUCCGGUCUGGAGUCGCACCUGCGUGCCCACCGCGGAAUCAAGCUGGCCAGCUGCCCCAUCUGCCACAAAAAGUUCUCCACCGCCGGCGUGCUCAAGGUCCACCUGAGGCUGCACACGGGCGCCAAGCCGUACCACUGCCAGUACUGUGAGAAGCAGUGCCGCACGCUGGGCCAGAUUCAGGCGCACGAGGCGGCCCACCGACGGACCCGCACCGACGCUACACGUGACGACGGUGACGACGCUGACGAGAGGAAGAGGGCGUCGCCGGACAGUGGGCCGGAGGUGCGACUACAGCCGCCCAUCCUCAUCACCAGCAGCGGUAUGGUGCAGGUGGACCGUCCGCGACGUAUUGAGAUCCCCGAGGGCGACGAGGCGCCGGACCGGCCGCACCGCUGCACCCAGUGUCGCGCCGCCUUCAAGAAGGUCUCCCACCUGAAGCAGCACAUGCGCUGGCACACGGGCGAGAAACCGCACCACUGCCCCAUGUGCAACAAGAGCUUCAUGACGUCCAGCGUGCUGGCCACACAUUUGCGGACGCAUACUGGCGCGCGCCUCUUCAAGUGCCCCAUCUGCUCGCACGCCUUCACCACCAAGAGCAGCAUGACCCGACACAUGACCACCCACCCAGGUCUUGAAGACUAG
This is a messenger RNA of Pollicipes pollicipes, 899 nucleotides long. Its product is annotated as zinc finger protein 236-like. The transcript is spliced from 7 exons. NCBI's taxonomy places the organism in Eukaryota, Metazoa, Arthropoda, Thecostraca, Pollicipedomorpha, Pollicipedidae. Bases 72 to 899 code for a protein of 275 amino acids. Gene Ontology annotation, biological process: regulation of transcription by RNA polymerase II. Gene Ontology annotation, cellular component: nucleus. The record is from RefSeq and is a predicted model, not a curated record. Gene Ontology annotation, molecular function: RNA polymerase II cis-regulatory region sequence-specific DNA binding; DNA-binding transcription activator activity, RNA polymerase II-specific.